GCCGUGCCGUGCGCGGCGCCCGUGUGUGCGCGUCCCGCGGUCGUCUUGUCGUUUUAUGGAAGCCAACGAAAGCAUCGAAGUCCCGUCAACCGGCACGCCUCCGGCCAACGGCGGUGGAGGCAGCAACUUUUGCGGCUCGUCGUCCGCGGCCGCUGCGAUCAGGACGCCGUCGGCGGAGCCACCGCCAUCGUCCGGUUCGAAAAUACUCAGCAAGAACUCGAACGGCACGAUGAUCAUGACAUCUAGUCCGAGUAACGAAGCUGAAUUACAACUUUACAGGGUAAUGCAGAGAGCAAGUCUGUUAGCUUACUAUGACACACUACUUGAAAUGGGUGGCGAUGACUUGCAACAACUUUGUGAUGCUGGCGAAGAAGAAUUUCUCGAGAUAAUGGCCUUGGUGGGCAUGGCUUCAAAACCAUUGCACGUAAGGCGACUGCAGAAAGCUUUGCACGAAUGGGUCAGCAACCCAGCCAUGUUUCAAACUCCAUUGACGUCUCCUGUUGCCGGCGGAGUUCCUGGCGCGAUCGUGCUGCCGCCGAACCCGGUCCGGCCGUUCCUCAGCGUUUGCCCGAAUCCGCUGAUCCAGACUUCCAUCCACCACGGUUACUAUACUCCACUGGGCUACGGUUACCAGCCACCCACGUCGCCGUCGCCCGUGCCCAGCUCAACUAAUCAACUGCCACAGGUGGCGCAGACGAGUGAGGCGACCACCUCAGCGGGCCAGCACUACGGCGACAGUAACAGUCCGGGUCAGAGCCCCGGUUCGCCGAUGCAAUUGUCCCCGUCGCUGGACGAAUCCCAGAUAGCCCGAUUGGCCACGUCGGCGAAGGAACUGGUGCAAAGGCUACCGCAGUACCAGCCCAAAGCGCAGACGGCGAAACGGAAGACGAACAAGGAACUCGAAAGCGUGAUGAACAUGCCGGAAGAAGACCCGAGACGCAUUGAAUCCAUUAGGAAGUAUUCGGCUAUCUACGGACGGUUCGAUUGCAAGAGGAAACCCGAAAAACCCUUGACGCUGCACGAGGUAUCCGUGAACGAAGCAGCAGCACAGAUAUGCAAAUUAGUGCCGGUCCUGUUGACCAGGCGGGAUGAACUGUUUCCUUUAGCCCGACAAGUAGUUCGCGACUCAGGUUAUCACUACUCCAAAGGACAUUCCAAGUCGAGCAUGCAGAGUUUCAGAGGACUGAUGUCAAAUGGCGAUUGUUAUGCAUCGAAGAGGCCACGUCUGGACGAUCACGACGAAUUGCUCAAAAUCCGACAACAGGAACGUUUAGAGCAGAUCACAGACGAAUUGAAAGCUGUCAACGAGCGUCGAGAGGAGCUGGACCAGAGCUCCAAAGAGGAUCCAGCAGUGCAACACCAAUUAGAAACACUGAAGAAUCGCCAGGCACAGUUAUUGGUAGAACAAAACGACCUGCAGCAAAACAAGUCGAUGCGAAGGGACAGGGACUGUAGAACGUCUUCAGCUGGUUUCGACUCAGACGACACGGACUCGCAAAUGUCAUACAGCAACACUAGUUCUCCCAUGCAGGACAUUAGCGACUCGAGGGAUUCGAUGACUCGUAGCGUCGACUACCACCACGACGGAAAAUCAUCACUGAAUACCGGUAAUCAGAGUAACCGGUCGCGCGGCGACACGGACGACACGGACGACACGGACGAGUACGAACGUGACGCGACGCCCCGAAGCCGCCGGAGCAGCCGUUCGUCGUGCACGGUCAACGGCGACCAUCAUCGGCCGGUCGACCGGUUUUUCCACGACAAAGUUCAGAUAAUAUCGUCGAGCGGCGGCAACAUUAUCGCCGUCGCCAACCCGGCGCUGUUGAUGUCCUCCACGACCACUACGCAGCUGAAAAUCGAACCUCUUUCGCCGGCCCACGACGAUGAAUAGCGCCGAACGGUCGUUCGUUAUUAUUAUUAUUAUUUUUUUUAUUGUUAUUGUUACUGUUGAUUUCUGUUGGUCGUAUUUUUUUUUUGAAUUUUUUUUUUUUUGUAUUCCGUCAGUUCACAUUGUAUCGUAGAGUGAACGAAAAAAAAAGAAAAAAAGAAAAUGUUUAAAAAAAAAUAUAUACAACCAUGUUCCUACCAAUAAUGUUAAAAAUAUUGUUCAAUUGAAAAGUUUCAAAAUAUUCUCGAUUCCGAGAAAUAUCGAAUUCUCGUUUUAUUAUUAAUUUUUAUGAUUUUGUUUUCAGAUAUUAAAUUUUUUUUUUCAGUUUUUUUUUUUUUUUAUACUCGAAAUAUUUUGUUUUGUUGUCCAAUUUGCAAUCCUCUUAUUGGCUUCUGUUUAGUUGUCAUAAGAAAUAAAUCAAUCGUACACGCUAUAAGUGUUCAUUCUAGCUGCAAUUAUGUAUAUAUUUUUAUUUAUUUUGUAUCGGUGCUAUUACGAACCAUCUGUUUAAUAUUAAUAUUUAUUUGUAUUUUUCAACAAUGUGUUAUGUUCGCACUUAUUCAAUAACAGUACAACAUUUUUAAGUACUCAACAGAUCAUCAAUGCUUUUCUUUUAAAAGUAAUCUCAUGAGUUAUUUUUUGACAUAGACUACAUACUAUUUAACUUUGUUUCCAAUUGUUUUUACAUCUGUACACAUUUGGAACAAUACUAUAAUGCAAGCCACUUAAUAUUAAGCCUUAACGAAUUAUUGAUAUAUAACAAUAUAUUAUAAUGUAUUAAUCUACUGCUGUA
This is a messenger RNA of Sipha flava (yellow sugarcane aphid), 2681 nucleotides long. RefSeq names its product NGFI-A-binding protein homolog (gene nab). The record is from RefSeq and is a predicted model, not a curated record. Gene Ontology annotation, cellular component: nucleus. Gene Ontology annotation, biological process: negative regulation of DNA-templated transcription. Lineage: Eukaryota; Metazoa; Arthropoda; Insecta; Hemiptera; Aphididae. Gene Ontology annotation, molecular function: transcription factor binding; transcription coregulator activity.